AUGCGUGUGGCAAAUAUUUUAUGUAAAUAGUUUUUUACGAACAGCUUUGCACCAAUCGACGUCAAAUUUGUGUCAAAAAAAAAUACAGCAGAUGGCUGCAUUGACUGGUCUGUGGAUCUAAACACCUAUAUGUCGCUGGCAGGGGAACCUGUGCGUGUGAAAUGUGCGCUGUUCUACAGUUAUAUCAGGACUAACUACACCAUGGCUCAGAGUGCUGGACUCCGGCUCAUGUGGUACAAAACCAAAGGAGAUUUGGAAGAACCAAUUUUAUUUUCUGUGGCUAGGAUGAGCAAGGACGAUGACUCUCUAUGGAUUCAUUCAGCGGAGGUGCAGGACAGUGGAUUCUACACGUGCGUUUUAAGAAACUCCACAUACUGCAUGAAAGUAUCAAUGUCUUUGACGGUGGCAGAACACGAGGCGGGACUCUGUUACAACAGCAGAAUACGAUACAUCGAAAAAGCGGAAGUCACCAAAACGAAAAUGAUCUCAUGUCCUGAUAUUGACGACUACAGGACAUUGAAUGAAAGCACAGAAGUCGCAUGGUAUAAGGAAUGCAAGCCAAAGAAGUGGAGGAGCCUGAUUGUGCAGAAAGGAAAUAGCCUUUUGAUACAAGAUGUUCAGAAAGACGAUAUAGGAAAUUAUACUUGUGAAAUUAAGUUUGAAGGCAGACCAAUCAGGCGGACAAUUCAACUAAAGGUAACAGCUUUACUCACAGCGAAGCCUCCUAAACCAUUGUUCCCUGUGGAGAACCAGCCAAGUGUUAUAGAUGUCCAGCUGGGCAGCCCACUCAGUGUAUUUUGUAGAGCCUUCUUUGGAUUCAGUGGCGAAUCAGGUCCAAUGAUCUACUGGAUGAGGGGAGAGAAAUUCAUUGAAGAAUUAGAGAAUCAUAUUAAGGAAGGAGUAAUUAGGUUACUAAGAGAACAUCUUGGGGAGAAGGAGGUAGAACUGGCCUUAACAUUUGAUGCUGUUCAAGAAGCAGACCUGGGUAACUACACCUGUCAUGUGGAAAACAGAAAUGGCCGCAAGCAUGCUAGUGUCCUCCUGAGAAAGAAAGAACUGAAGUAUAACAUGGAACUGGCUGGAGGUCUAGGUGCAAUUCUCAUUGUGUUCAUUUUACUCGUCACAAUCUAUAAAUGCUACAACAUAGAGAUAAUGCUCUUCUACCGGCAGAAUUUCGGCAGUGAUGAAGCUGCAGAAGACAACAAGGAAUAUGAUGCAUACCUUUCAUAUACCAAAGUGGACCCCGAUUCAUUGGAUCAUGAAAGCAAGGAGGAGGAACAGUUUGCACUAGAAAUUCUUCCAGAUAUUCUAGAGAAGCACUAUGGAUACAAGCUAUUCGUUCCGGACAGAGACAUGAUCCCCAGCGGAACUUACAUGGAAGAUCUUGCAAGGUGCGUUGAGCAAAGCAGAAGACUAAUCAUAGUGCUAACCCCAGAUUAUGUCAUCAGAAGGGGGUGGAGUAUUUUUGUGCUGGACAGCAGGCUCCACAAUAUGCUGACCAGUGGGGAAAUCAAAGUCAUAUUAAUAGAAUGCACCAAUUUGAGAGCGAAGGUCAAUUAUCAAGAAGUAGAAUCCUUAAAACACGCCAUCAAACACCAGUCGUUAAUCAAGUGGGGUGGUCCAAAAAGCAGCAAACUAAAUUCAAAGUUUUGGAAACGCCUGGUCUAUGAAAUGCCCGCAAAAAAGAAAGAAGUGCUAUCCAGACAGCACGUCAUGGACAGUGGAGAGCAGAGCCUUUUUGGAGACCUACAAACUGUUCCCUCCAUCGCAGUAACAGGAACAUCUGGCACGUUGCCUCCAUCAGAAGACAUAUCAGGCUACCGUCACGCAGAAGCAAUGCAAAUGAGACAUUUCUGCAGAGCUUAUGAAUAUGAGAAACCAGCCCCAGUUAUGCCAGUAGCAUCCCUAGGCAAUCACCAUACAUAUUGCAAUAUCCCAUUAACCCUUCUUAAUGGACAAUUGAGCCACAAAAGUGCAGCCAAGGACCCACAAGAGUUUCACGGAAAUAGUACGUUGAUACCAAUAUCGUCCAGGGAGCUUAGCAUUACCAGUGAUAUUUGGUAG
Molecule: messenger RNA, 2064 nt
Organism: Bufo bufo (common toad)
Lineage: Eukaryota; Metazoa; Chordata; Amphibia; Anura; Bufonidae
Gene: IL1RAPL2
Product: interleukin 1 receptor accessory protein like 2
Exons: 11
Biological process (GO): signal transduction
Source: RefSeq, a predicted model, not a curated record